This is a messenger RNA of Nymphaea colorata (pocket water lily), 575 nucleotides long. RefSeq lists its product as uncharacterized. Bases 87 to 449 code for a protein of 120 amino acids. The transcript has 2 exons. The record is from RefSeq and is a predicted model, not a curated record. Lineage: Eukaryota; Viridiplantae; Streptophyta; Magnoliopsida; Nymphaeales; Nymphaeaceae.
UGAAACUUGAACCAGCGGAACGGGGAAAAACCUCUUUCACUCUCGCCGACGACGGCGUCGUAGGAGGAGGGAAGGUUCCGAAGGGGAUGGCGUCGGUGCUCGCGGAACCCGGAAAACCGAUUCUUUCGGAGCUCACAUCCGUUCCGAACGCGACGAAUCGCAGAGGAAGGUCGGAAUCUGCGAGAUUGACGAUAUCAAAACGGCAGGCUCAGGAGCAUAAGCCGAUGGUCCUCAAUCUGAGAAGACAGGCCCUGAUAGGCGUGACUGCGUCUAUUGCUUCAAUCCUUCUCCCUCCACCAUCAGAAGCCAAGGUCUCAAAAGCUGAAAAUAAGAAAAAAGUCUUGGAAAAGAUCCGUCAGCUUCGGGAGAAAGCUGGACUAAUAUUAGAAUCGAAGAAGGGAAAUUCCUCAACUGGUGAAGUUGAAGAAGGUGGCUCCUCUGGAAACUGAAAAAAGUGCGAUAGAGGAUCUGAUGGAGGCAGCUCUGGUGGUUUGAAGGGGGUCCUGUAGAAUUUUGUUUUGAAGGAGCUAAUGCAGCUUUCAGAGUCAUUAUCCUUAAACUCAUGAUAGCUAUCA